GGCCCGUGUCUGUCUGCUGUUUUCCGUAGGGCGCGUCUCGGUGGAGAGUGACAGGGCGAGGAAGAGGUCCACCCCCCGGGGGAUGGCCACGCCACAGUCCCUUUGUCCUCCUGGGAUUUGGGGCACCCGCGCAAGCGCGCCCAGCUGAUUUUCAGGCCGCUGGGGCCCGGUCUCCAACUCGUGUCCUGCCCGCGUGGGAUCCACCUGCUUUAAGCACGCCACCUGCUGGCCCGGAGAUUGCCUGCGGAAAUGAAGAGUAAAAGUUAAAAAUUUUGCAGUUAUCUAUCUUGUGGAUAUUACGGAAGUACCUGACUUCAACAAAAUGUAUGAGCUGUAUGAUCCGUGCACCGUCAUGUUUUUUUUCAGGAACAAGCACAUCAUGAUCGACUUGGGCACGGGCAACAACAACAAGAUCAACUGGGCCAUGGAGGACAAGCAGGAGAUGGUGGACAUCAUCGAGACCGUGUACCGCGGGGCCCGCAAGGGCCGCGGCCUGGUGGUGUCCCCGAAGGAUUACUCCACCAAGUACAGAUACUGAGCUGCUGUGGGGCCCAUCCCUGCGGCCCACACCGGGAACAACCCUGUCUGCUCCGUAGACACGGCCCUGCCGCCCAUGCUGGCCCCUCCUGUCCCCUCGGAGUCCAGUCCUGGCGCUCGUCCUGCAGGGUGGCUACACGCUGCUGGUGGUGACUGGGUUGGCCAGGGCUGGCACAGCCAGGAGUGGCCACUCGGCGGCUUGGACAGAGAGGCCCCCCACGAUGCAGUUGGGGUGAAACUGGCAGGCCGACCGACUCCAGCAGGCCACAAGGGUCUGCGAGGGUCUCCUGGCUUCUGGCCACGUUUGGUGCGCCCUGUCGUGUGGACGCUUGGCCCUGGUUUCCACCUCCCCCCAGCAGCAUCCUCCCCGUGCAUGUCUGUCUCAUUUCCUCCUUGUGGGGCCCCCACUGCCCAGCAUGACCACAGUUUAGCCGAUUAUGCCCUUAGCGAGCCUGUGUCCGGAAGGGCCCUCUGGGCACCGAGGGUAGGGCUUCGUGUGGGUCGGCCUCAGCUCGGUCCCUGUGGAGCCCAGAGGUGUCGCAUUUGGGUGUGAAAGCAGCUGAAGAAACAAGGACUGACAGGCCUUCUCUUUGGGAACAGGAGGGCCACUUACUCUUCCCGAGGUAGCAUCUGACGGGCUGACCAGGGUGCGUUCACAGGGUCCCGGCCCUUCAGUCCAUAUGGUGCAGGGUCCGGGUUCAGGCUCGGGGCUCUCCAUGGGUGUGGUUGGGGCUGCCCAUCUCAGCCCAGUCACACUUGCACCGACAGGCGAGCGAGUGGUGUGCUGGGGUCGGCCUUCAUGUGCCCGGAGUCCCCGUCUGCCUCAGACCCAGGUUCUCCUGCCCCUGAGGAGAGGUCCUCUGUGCCUCAGCUUUGCCGUUUGUACGGGGAUGUUGUCUUCAGACCCACACCCACGUUGGUUCACACACCCCUGCUGCGGGGGCGCAGUGGGUGGGUGUCACUGCUGCUGCUAGGUGAGUAAAUUUUAUGUACGCUGUACAAAUGAGUGCUUUCAAAGUGGACUUAUAAGUACAGAUCUGCAGUUGAGUCUCCCAGCAUUAAUCUCCCCGGAGUACAGUGGGGACACGAUUCCCCACCAUGGAGCACGGUUGGGAGGGAUCACAGUAGCCUGGGUGCAGGCUGCACGGCUGUGGACAGUACACAGAAGAGGAGCCUCCACUGGGUCUGGGUGUGCGGUGGGCACUGCGGCAUGUCCAUACAGUGAACUGUUCAGGUGUGAAGAAAUGAAAGGUUGGCCCCUGAGCACAGAGGAGAAGCUGGAUCCCACGUGGCCAGCUGAAGUUCCAGCCUGUGGCUUGCACGGCUCUGUGUGUGUGUGCGCACGCCCAAGAUCCUGACAAGAUGGAGAAUUGGAAGAAGUGUUGCGGCACGAUCAGGCGCCUCGGUGCUCUCCAUGCCCGUGCCCCUAUGGCAUGAAGAGACUGGGUGCUGCCCUACGCUGCACCAGGUGUAAGCCUUGAAACAGGCCAGCUGAGGGAGCAGGUCUACCCUGGACAGGGCGGGAAGGACAUACGGAGCCGGCAGCUUACGGGUAGGAUUGUUUGAUGCUGAGGUGGUGGGAGUGUCCUAGAACGGGUAGCUUCUCAGCUCUUGAUUAUUCCAAAACACAACAGAUGCUAUAGUUGGGGGAAUUGUGUUUCACUGGUCACGCCAGUUAACCAGAAAAGGAUAAGCAAAAAUUUA
Molecule: messenger RNA, 2241 nt
Organism: Tupaia belangeri chinensis (Chinese tree shrew)
Lineage: Eukaryota; Metazoa; Chordata; Mammalia; Scandentia; Tupaiidae
Gene: TXNL4A
Product: thioredoxin like 4A
Exons: 3
Coding region: 323-538 (71 amino acids)
Biological process (GO): mRNA splicing, via spliceosome
Cellular component (GO): spliceosomal complex; U4/U6 x U5 tri-snRNP complex; U5 snRNP
Source: RefSeq, a predicted model, not a curated record